AUGAUAACUACAUCACUUGCAAGAACUGAGACUUUAAACGCACAAGGAGUUGCCAACACGUCAAACGAAAUAGCAAGCUUCGAAUACAGGAAAAAUGAUCUAGCGAAGGUACUUCCCGUACCGUACAAACGUCUUGUCUUAACCGCUUUACGAGCACAGGGACAUCGGAUGGAACUUAUCGAGCGCCUUCGUCAUCCAGACCGCUCGAAGAAGCGCUAUCUCUAA
Molecule: messenger RNA, 225 nt
Organism: Plasmopara halstedii
Lineage: Eukaryota; Oomycota; Peronosporomycetes; Peronosporales; Peronosporaceae
Exons: 2
Coding region: 1-225 (74 amino acids)
Source: RefSeq, a predicted model, not a curated record